CGUGAAACUAAUAUGCAUCAAUUUAUUUAGGAGCAACUAAAAAUUAUUUAUAAACGAAUGAAUACUCUGUGCGGAAUCAGUCACAGAGUAAUUGAGUUUAGAUUAAAAUCGCUCGCCAAGAUGCUUAUCGUUUUUACGCUGGUUUUCGUGGCUAUUAUCACUAAUGAGGUGUCUUGCAUCAGCUGCGAUAGAUCUCGCACUCUGCUGGGAGCCGAGGACGUUUGCUGGACGUCGAAGGUCCAAGUGAUAGAAAGGAUCUCACACACGCAAAAGAAAGUGUUGAACUUCGCUAAGAAGAGCCUGGGAUUGGAGACGGAAGAGAUAGAGCCGCCGCAGAAAUGCGAUUAUUACUACUGCAUUUUCAAGGAGAUGAAUUUGAUAAAUCCGGAAUAUGAUGUUCCGUGCGAAGAGAGAUUAACCAAAUGGGUGAAGAGGAAUGUUAAGUACGAGGAAGCUUUAAGUUUGCUGGAUAGACUUCAAUUUUGCGCUGGGGAGUUAAAAACGUCUUUAGGUGCUCAUCAACAAUUUUUAGCCAGUAACGUUGGAAAAACAGAACGAACUAUAAACGAGACAGAUCAAUCUAGAUGCGACAUAGCAGCAGAAUUUAUGAAAUGUUUGGCGCACAUUCAAUUAAUUGAUCCUGAGUGUCCAGUUUUCCAGUACCCCUAAGACAUUCAAAAUUGUAUUUUUCUAUUAAAAUAAAUACAUACAUUAUUUUGAGAAUUAUUUGCUUCACUUUUAUGAU
Molecule: messenger RNA, 745 nt
Organism: Phyllotreta striolata
Lineage: Eukaryota; Metazoa; Arthropoda; Insecta; Coleoptera; Chrysomelidae
Source: the annotation of a GenBank genome assembly